CGUUGUUGUUUUUACCGAACGUAUCAUUUAACCGCUUCCAGAUAUAUUUUCAAAAAUAAUGCACUGGUUAGAAGAAAAAGUACUAACAUUUGUAAUAAUCCAAUGAGAUCUUGUUUUGGUCACCUCUUUUAAUGCUUGGGAACUCUGGCUUGAGAAAUGGAUGGCUUUCAUGUGACCAUUCGAACCUCUGCAUCUCCGCUGUCAGGAACGUAUAGCAGGGUUUGGAUCUCUUUGAUUGGUACUCUGUGUGAAAGUCCUCCGGUCAGAGUGGAGCACGUUCUCUUGCCAGACUCAGCCUACACAGUUGUCAUCAAUCCUAAAGAGGAAAUUGGCAUAGUGGUUCUGUUAAGACUCCGUCUUGAGCCUCAGCCUGGCUUUCCGGACCUGGAUUGGCACUGUCAUGAUGUGCAGGUGAGACGGAGUCCUGAGGAACCCGAGGUGGAGGUUUUCCCUUGUUAUAAAUGGAUCCGGACAGCAGAUGGUUACAUCGAGCUUCGGAACGAGAAAGCAUGUCUGAAAAAGAAGGAAACAUUAGAUAUCCUUAUCAAUCACAGGGAGAAGGAUCUCCAACAAAAACAACAGUUUCUGAGGUGGGGCACAUUUGUUGAAGGUGGUCCUCACUGUGUAGAUAUGACCAGUGUUACAGCUCUAGGACCAAACUUGAGUUACGUCCGUCAACGCCCAGUUUACAAUGUGCACUACAUAAAGAGUUUAACUGAAAGAAGAACAUCUUGGAGAAGCCUACAGGAACUUGAGACAUUCUUCCUUUUCAAUGGAAGGGAGAACAAAAUUGCCAAAUAUGUUCAGGCUCAUUGGAAAGACGAUGCAUUCUUCGGAUAUCAGUGCCUCAAUGGUUGCAAUCCUCUGUUGAUCAGACAGAUCCAUAACCUGCCACCUAACCUGUCUGUUACUUCAGAGAUGGUCAGGCCUUUUUUACCAGAGGACUCAUCACUGGGACAGGAGAUGGAGAGAGGACAUGUGUUUCUUUUGGAUUAUGAAGUACUGGAUCAGCUGCCUGCUAAUAUUAUCAAUGACAAACAGACCUACUUGGCUGCUCCUUUAUGUCUGCUGUAUUACACCCGACAAGGAGAACUAAAGCCCAUUGCCAUACAACUUCAACAGGCUCCUGGUCCACAGAAUCCUGUUUUCUUGCCCUCUGAUUCUGCACCGGAUUGGUUGUUAGCGAAGAUGUGGGUUCGUAAUUCAGAUUUCCAGGUCCAUCAGCUACUUACCCAUUUCUUGCGCACUCAUCUUUUUGGUGAGGUGUGCUGUACUGCAACGUUCAGACAGCUUCCCGAGAUUCAUCCUCUUCACCAGCUCCUGAUGCCUCAUUUACGGAGCACUCUUCAGAUUAACAUUCAGGCUAGAUUCACUCUUCUGACCACUAAAGGGGUUUUUGACAAGUCAAUUGCCUGUGGUCUGGAGGCAAUACCAAUGCUGAUGGCACGAGCAACUCAACGUCUCCGCUACAGCUCAAUGUGUGUGCCAGAAGACAUAAGAGCACGAGGACUGGAUGCACUACCUAUCUGCUACUAUGCACAAGAUGCACUCAGGGUCUGGGAAGCUCUACAUAGGUUUGUUGCAGGUUGGAUUCGUUUGUAUUACUGCAAUGAUGAGGACAUCCAGAAUGACUGUGAACUACAGAACUGGAUUUGGGAGAUUUUCACAGAGGGAUUCCUCGGCCUCAGUCACAUAGGAGCUCCACAGUCAUUUCAGACCGCGGCUGAGAUGUGCAAGUUUGUUACCAUGGUGAUCUUUUCCUGCUCAGCACUUCAUGCAGCUGUGAACUUCUCUCAGCUGGAUUAUAACAUCUGGAUACCAAACAGUCCAUCGGCCAUGUCACGUCCACCUUCUCAGACCAAAGGCUCAGUGUCUGAGGAGGAUAUUUUGUCCUUCCUGCCUGAAGUGAACUCCUCUUGCAAUGUCCUUAGUAUCCUGUCUCUACUUUCACAACCUGCCAUUGACUUUGUGCCCUUGUGCCAUUAUAAUGAGUGGUACUUCAGCAGUGGUGCAAUUGCCAAGCUUGUGGAGGAGGUCCAGAGAGAGCUGAAAAUGAUUGCAAAAGACAUCGCAGACAGGAACAGCCAGCUGGAGUUGCCCUAUCCUUACCUGUCUCCAGACCGUAUUGAGAACAGUGUGACUAUUUGAGUUCAGUAUCGAAUUAAGUCAUUUAUUGUAUCUGUAAAGUCACUUUUUUGCAGAACUACAACUUGGUGUUAAUUUGCUUUUAUUUUGUAUACUCAAUAACUUGUAUUACACUUGAGUCUGCAUUUUAUAUGCAUGCAUCUUAAGUCAGUUCUUUUGUCUCAGUUUAAACUAUAAAUACAUUUACAUCUUUAAGCAUUUCAAGUUUGAUAUUCAUUGCUUGGUUUUACAGCAGGCUAUACUGUUGAUUAAGAAUCAACUUGUCUUUUUUCUUUCUUUUUUUACAGGUUCAUAUAAUGAAUAACUGCAUCACUCAGUUUAACUCAAAAUGAUAAUGGCAAAAGAAGGUUUUAACCUGUU
Messenger RNA from Carassius auratus (goldfish), 2505 nucleotides. Its product is annotated as arachidonate 15-lipoxygenase B-like. The record is from RefSeq and is a predicted model, not a curated record. The transcript has 15 exons. Gene Ontology annotation, biological process: lipid oxidation. Bases 157 to 2148 code for a protein of 663 amino acids. Lineage: Eukaryota; Metazoa; Chordata; Actinopteri; Cypriniformes; Cyprinidae. Gene Ontology annotation, molecular function: iron ion binding; oxidoreductase activity, acting on single donors with incorporation of molecular oxygen, incorporation of two atoms of oxygen; protein binding.